This is a messenger RNA of Melanaphis sacchari, 485 nucleotides long. Its product is annotated as acyl-CoA-binding protein homolog. Lineage: Eukaryota; Metazoa; Arthropoda; Insecta; Hemiptera; Aphididae. Bases 185 to 454 code for a protein of 89 amino acids. The transcript has 3 exons. Gene Ontology annotation, biological process: fatty acid metabolic process. Gene Ontology annotation, molecular function: long-chain fatty acyl-CoA binding. The record is from RefSeq and is a predicted model, not a curated record.
CACUAGACAAUAGUAAACGAGUAGUACGGGUAAAAAACUGUUCAAUUUCCAAACCAGUUUUCAUUUCACUCUACGACGAUCGGCUGACUAGCAGAUUUUAGAAGCUUAGCGCAGUGCAUUUUUGUCCGUACCUCCGUGCAAAUAUAAAAUAUUACUACAACCAUUACAACACUACUUCAUUAAUAUGGCUACAUUACAAGAGCGUUUCGAAGCGGCCGCUGAAGAAGUGAAAACGCUCACGAAGAGACCGACCGACGUCGAACUAUUGGAACUGUACGCUCUCUACAAGCAAGCCACAGUUGGAGACAACGACACCAGCAAGCCCGGUAUGUUUGAUUUGAAGGCCAAAAAAAAGUGGGAGUACUGGAACAAUAUUAAAGGUACUUCCAAAGAAGACUGCCAAGAAAAAUAUAUUGCAAAAAUUGAAGAAUUCGUUGUCAAAUACAGGGAUUGAUUUCUAAAAAUAAACUAAUAUAUUUAUAAAU